AUGUCUGAAAAUGAGCCAAUAAAGCUGAAGCUCCAGGGCACUGCCCGAGAAAUCGGACUACAACAUGGUCGCGCGUUGCGGGAACAAAUCCGUAGCCAGAUAUCUAUCUACGACUUUAUGUUCCAGAACACCUCCAAACUAGCUUGGAAAGAUGUGCGCGAAGUUGCAACCGAAUUCCAGCGCACGCUACAGAACCUAACACCCCAUUUAUUCACGGAGAUGGAAGGUAUCGCCGAGGGCGCCGGGCUAGAUGUACUCGACAUAAUAGCGCUCAACUGCCGGAGCGAGAUAGCACUCGGACGAUUCUCCGAUGGCUGCACAACACUAAGCUGGAAGAAAAGCGAGACGACGCGAGUGCUCUCACAGAACUGGGACUGGACGAAUACCGUCAAGAAGAACCUAGCAAUGGUAUCGAUUGAGCAGGUUGGAAAACCUACUAUCUAUAUGGUUACCGAGGCGAGAAUCGUCGGCAAGAUUGGAUUCAAUACCAACGGCGUCGGGACUUGUCUCAACGCAAUCCGCGCCAAACCGAUGAUCAAUAGCAAGGUCCCGAUUCAUGUUGCCCUUCGGUUGUGUUUGGAGAGUACUUCUGUCGACAAUGCGGUAAAUACCCUCGAGUCUUUGGGUGGUGUUGCAUCUGCUCAGCAUAUCCUUUGUGCAGACAGUACCAAAGCACUAGGGCUUGAGCUAUCGCCCGUGGGAGACAAGCAUAUCCCCGAGGAUGCAUCGGGGAUUAUAGGACAUACCAACCACUUUCUUGAGAAUCACUAUGUGAAUGAGCCGCCUUGGCUGUCCGGGUCGCCUAUCCGGCUUCAGCGACUAGCGCAGUUGACGCAGGAGUUAAUUCAGGGUGGUGUUCAGGGCGACGCUAUUACACCCGCUUUGUUGCGAGAACAGAUCUUCUCCGAUACGUAUAACAAGCCUCAGGCAAUAUGUUGCGAGGAGGAUCCAUCCCGUCAUAUCUCGAAUAGAAGUAGUUCUUUGUUCAACAUUGUUAUGAACUUGGACCCAAAGAAUCUGGGAGCGGAGGUGGUCUUUGGGAGGGUUGGGUCUGGAGAGGAAGGGCCUGUGUUGACAAUGCCCUGGUGA
Penicillium verrucosum is the source of this 1089-nucleotide messenger RNA. RefSeq names its product putative acyl-CoA:6-aminopenicillanic-acid-acyltransferase. The transcript is spliced from 3 exons. Lineage: Eukaryota; Fungi; Ascomycota; Eurotiomycetes; Eurotiales; Aspergillaceae. The coding region runs from base 1 to 1089 and encodes 362 amino acids. The record is from RefSeq and is a predicted model, not a curated record.